AUGAUUAUUCCAGUUCGUUGUUUCUCCUGCGGCAAGGUCGUCGGUGACCUCUGGGAACGUUACCUGCAGCUUUUGGACGAUGGUGUGGCUGACGGUGACGCUAUGGACCAGCUUGGCUGCAGACGCUACUGCUGUCGGCGAAUGAUCAUGACCCAUGUUGAUUUGAUUGAGAAGCUCCUUCGCUACAAUUCCGCCGAGAAAGACCGCUCCAAGGCUCAAGUAUAA
This is a messenger RNA of Penicillium soppii, 225 nucleotides long. RefSeq names its product DNA-directed RNA polymerase core subunit RPB10. The record is from RefSeq and is a predicted model, not a curated record. Gene Ontology annotation, molecular function: DNA-directed RNA polymerase activity; DNA binding; zinc ion binding. Lineage: Eukaryota; Fungi; Ascomycota; Eurotiomycetes; Eurotiales; Aspergillaceae. Gene Ontology annotation, cellular component: RNA polymerase II, core complex; RNA polymerase I complex; RNA polymerase III complex. Gene Ontology annotation, biological process: tRNA transcription by RNA polymerase III; transcription by RNA polymerase I; transcription by RNA polymerase II. Bases 1 to 225 code for a protein of 74 amino acids. The transcript has 4 exons.